AUGACGCAAUUCCGCUCCCGGUGGGCGGAAACCGGGCGUCCCAGGAAUCUGGGCGGGCGGCUGGUGCAAACUUGCAAGGCCGCAGGUUGGCGCGUUUUCGCAGCGGUGGUUUUCGCCCCCGUGGGCGAUUACCGCCGCCGGGAUCGGCCGGGCCAGAGGCCUCCCAAGCAGGACCCGACCCAGGACCUCAUUCAGGCUGCCCAGGAGGGUGCCGGUGGCCAGAGGUGUUGGCUGGUGUCUGCGUCCAGCAUCUACUGCCCAUUCGCCUGCACUGUCCUGGGGCCCAGCUCAUGGCAGGAGGCCUUCACAGACCUCUUCCCCAGUUACACGUACAGACAUCCUGGAGGUGGGAAAGUGCCGCCACAAACAUUCGUGGAGGAGAUUCACAUGGACCCAUCCCUGGGAGUGGAGCUGUGGACCCACGGGGACACUAUGUCUCACCUUUCAGGAAACACAGGACUGUUCCACACCUACACCAUCUGCAUCCCCACCAGCAAUGCCUGGGCUGGACCAGGGCUGCCAGCAGCCGCCAGCAUCAGCCUUGCCACCUGCCCCACAGCCAGCCUGGAUGGACCGGCUGCCCUGCAGAUGGGGCUAAGCAGGGCUCCUGGGCAUGACAUCAAGGUGGGGGGGCGCAGUCUCGAGGGUGGACCGGAUUGCCUCUGGGGCCACUACCCACCGCCAUUCACAGCCAGCAGAGUGCACCUUCCUGCACACCUGCUGGGUGAGGCAGAAUGGGGGCCAGUACCAUGCGCAAAACACCGAAAACCCGCCGGCGAGAGGCGGCCAGGAUGCGCUGCGCUCCGGAAUUCACAUCUCAAUCCCAGGGACCCCGCGUUUGGGCUCCCGGGCUGCGGUCACUCGGGUCACUCUGCCGGUUCUGGGGUCGCGGGUGGGGACGGGCUGGGCCCGGACUGGACCCGAGAGGAGUGGCGCCAAACCCGGGCCCGCCGGGGACUCUCGGCCGCCGAGAGGUGCCCGAAGUUAGGGAAACAAAGAGCGGAUCCGCUGGACCGAGAGGAGCGGGCCGGCGCGUCCGGGGCCGCGGUGCUGGAGGGCGCAGGGGGCCGCCCGGGACCGGGAGCCACGCCCCGGGGCCGCCUCGGCGUCGCGUUCCCACGGCCCGGCUCGAGGGCGGCGGGCGGUGGCUUCAGCCUGCACCCGCCCUACUUCAACCUGGCGGAGGGCGCCCGCAUCGCCGCCUCGGCCACCUGCGGCGAGGAGGCCCCAGCGCGCGGCGCCCCGCGCCCCACCGAGGACCUCUACUGCAAGUUGGUGGGGGGCCCCGUGGCCGGCGGGGACCCCAACCAGACCAUCCAGGGCCAGUACUGCGACAUCUGCACAGCCGCCAACAGCAACAGGGCUCACCCUGUGAGCAACGCCAUUGAUGGCACGGAGCGCUGGUGGCAGAGCCCACCACUGUCCCGGGGCCUGGAGUACAACGAGGUCAACGUCACCCUGGACCUGGGCCAGGUUUUCCAUGUGGCCUAUGUGCUCAUCAAAUUUGCCAAUUCCCCUCGGCCAGACCUCUGGGUGCUGGAGCGGUCCACGGACUUUGGCCACACCUACCAGCCCUGGCAGUACUUUGCAUCCUCCAAGAGGGACUGCCUGGAACGGUUUGGACCGCGGACGCUGGAGCGCAUCACGCAGGACGACGACGUCAUCUGCAGCACGGAGUACUCGCGGAUUGUACCUCUGGAGAAUGGCGAGAUCGUGGUGUCCCUAGUGAACGGCCGCCCAGGUGCUAUGAACUUCUCCUACUCGCCGCUGCUGCGUGACUUCACCAAAGCCACCAACAUCCGCCUGCGCUUCCUGCGCACCAACACGCUGCUGGGCCACCUCAUGGGCAAGGCGCUGCGGGACCCCACGGUCACCCGCCGGUACUAUUACAGUAUCAAGGACAUCAGCAUCGGCGGCCGCUGUGUCUGCCACGGGCAUGCGGAUGUCUGUGAUGCCAAAGACCCCACAGACCCCUUCAGGCUUCAGUGCGCCUGCCAACACAAUACGUGUGGGGGUUCCUGUGACCGCUGCUGCCCCGGCUUCAACCAGCAGCCAUGGAGGCCAGCAACCACAGACAGUGCCAACGAAUGCCAGUCCUGCAACUGCUAUGGCCACGCCCAUGACUGCUACUACGACCCAGAGGUGGAUCAGCGCAACGCCAGCCAGAAUCAGGACCAGGUCUACCAGGGCGGGGGCGUGUGCAUCGACUGCCAGCAUCACACCACGGGCAUCAACUGUGAGCAGUGUCUGCCUGGCUUCUACCGCUCCCCAGACCACCCACUCGACUCACCCCAUGCCUGCCGCCGCUGCAACUGUGAGUCGGACUUCACAGACGGGACGUGUGAGGACCUGACUGGCCGCUGCUACUGCCGGCCAAACUUCACAGGGGCGCGAUGUGACGCAUGUGCUGAAGGCUUCACUGACUUCCCACACUGCUACCCGGUGCCUUCUUCCUCCCACAAUGACACCGGGGAGCAGGUGUUGCCUGCCGGACAUAUCGUGAACUGUGACUGUAGCGCCGCCGGGACCCAGGGCAACGCCUGCCGGAAGGACCCGCAGGUGGGGCACUGCGUGUGCAAACCCAACUUCCAGGGCACCCACUGUGAGCUCUGCGCCCCUGGCUUCUACGGCCCAGGCUGCCAGCCCUGCCAGUGUUCCAGCCCCGGCGUGGUGGACGGAACCUGUGACCGUGACUCGGGCCAGUGCAUGUGCCGGACAGGCUUCGAGGGGGCCGCAUGUGACCGCUGUGCCCCCGGCUACUUCCACUUCCCCCUCUGCCAGUUGUGUGGCUGCAGCCCCGUGGGGACCCUCCCUGAAGGUUGUGACGACACUGGCCACUGCCCGUGCCGGCCAGAGUUCAACGGCCCCCACUGUGACCGCUGCCGCCUGGGCUACCAUGGCUACCCCGAGUGCCAUGCCUGCGCCUGUGACCCCCGGGGCUCCAUGGACCAGCUGUGUGGGGCGGGCGGGCUGUGCCGCUGCCGCCCGGGCUACAUGGGAGCCACGUGCCAGGAGUGCAGCCCCGGCUUCCACGGCUUCCCCGACUGUGCCCCCUGCCACUGCUCCCCCGAAGGUUCCCUGCACGCAGCCUGCGAUCCCCACAGCGGGCAGUGCAGCUGCCGACCGCGAGUGACGGGACUGCGGUGUGACACGUGUGUGCCUGGUGCAUACAACUUCCCCUACUGCGAAGCUGGCUCCUGUCAUCCUGCUGGCCUGGCCCCAGCUGAUCGUGUCCCUCCCGAGGCACAGGCCCCCUGUACAUGCCGGGCUCACGUGGAGGGGCCAAGCUGUGACCGCUGUAAACCUGGAUUCUGGGGGCUGAGUCCUAGCAACCCUGAGGGCUGUACCCGCUGCAACUGUGAUCCAAGGGGCACGCUGGGUGGGGCUGCCCAGUGCCAGCCGGGCAACGGCCAGUGCUUCUGCAAGCCCCAUGUGUGUGGCCAGACCUGCGCAGCCUGCAAGGACGGCUUCUUCGGGCUGGACCAGGCUGACUACUUCGGCUGCCGUAGCUGCCGGUGCGAUGUUGGCGGAGCGCUGGGGCAGAGCUGUGAGCUGAGGACGGGUGCCUGCAUGUGCCGCCCCAACACCCAGGGCUCCACCUGCAGCGAGCCUGCUCAGGACCACUAUCUCCCCGACUUGCACCACCUGCGCCUGGAACUAGAGGAGGCGGCCACGCCCGAGGGCCACGCUGUGCGCUUCGGCUUCAACCCCCUGGAGUUCGAGAACUUCAGCUGGAGAGGCUACGCACAGAUGACACCCAUCCAGCCCAGGAUCGUGGCCAAGCUGAACCUGACCUCCCCUGACCUCUUCCGACUCGUCUUCCGCUAUGUCAACCGCGGGCCCACGAGUGUGAGCGGGCGGGUUUCCGUGCGAGACCAGGGCAGGUUCACCACGUGUCCCAACUGCACAGAACAGAGCCAGCCCGUGGCCUUCCCACCCAGCACCGAGCCUGCCUUUGUCACCGUGCCCCAGAGGGGCCUGGGGGAGCCCUUUGUGCUGAACCCUGGCGCCUGGGCCCUGCUCGUGGAGGCCGAGGGGGUGCUCCUGGACUAUGUGGUUCUGCUGCCUAGCGCCUACUAUGAGGCGGCUCUGCUGCAGCUAAGAGUGACCGAGCCCUGCAUGUUCCGGCCAGACGCCCAGCGCUCUGGAGACAACUGCCUCCUCUACACCCACCUACCCCUGGAUGGCUUCCCCUCCGCCGCUGGGCCCGAGGCCCUGUGUCGCCAUGACAACAGCCUGCCCCGGCCCUGCCCCACGGAGCAGCUCAGCCCCUCGCACCCGCCGCUCGCUGUCUGCUGGGGCACUGAUGUGGACGUCCAGCUUCAGAUGGCAGUGCCACAGCCAGGCCCCUAUGCCCUGGUGGUGGAGUAUGCCAACGAGGACGCCCGCCAGGAGGUGGAUGUGGCAGUACACACCCCUCAGAGACCCCCCCAGCAGGGGGUGCUCACACUCCACCCCUGCCCAUACAGCACCCUGUGCCGAGGCACCGCCCUAGACGCCCAGCGCCACCUGGCCGUCUUCUACCUGGACACGGAAGCCAGCAUCCGGCUCACAGCCGAGCAGGCACGGUUCUUCCUGCAUAGUGUCACCCUGGUACCCACGGACACCUUCAGCUCAGAGUUCGUGGAGCCCCGAGUCCGCUGCAUCAGCAGUCAUGGUGCCUUCAGCCCCAGCAGGUUAGUGGGGCUGGGGGCCUGGCGGGGGCAGCAGGGUGGUGGCAGGGACACGGGAGCUCACCGGUGUAUCCCCUGCCCCAGUGCCGCCUGCCUGCCCUCCCGCUUCCCGAAGCCGCCCCAGCCUGUGCUCCUCAGAGACUGCCAAGUGCUGCCGCUGCCACCCGGCCUCCCGUUGACCCGCUCGCAGGAGCUGACACCGGGCGCACCCCCACCCGGGCCCCAGCCCCGGCCCCCCACCGCCGCGGACCCGGAUGCAGAGCCCACGCUGCUGCGCCACCCCCAGGGUACCAUGGUCUUCACCACCCAAGUGCCUGCCCUGGGCCGAUACGCCUUCCUGCUGCACGGCUACCAGCCCGCCCACCCGACCUUCGCCGUGGAGGUCCUCAUCAAUGGGGGCCGCGUCUGGCAGGGCCACGCCAACGCCAGCUUCUGCCCGCAUGGCUAUGGCUGCCGCACACUGGUGGUGUGUGAGGGCCGGGCCAUCCUGGAUGUGACUGACAGUGAGCUCACUGUGACCGUGCGUGUGCCUGAGGGCCGGUGGCUCUGGCUGGAGUACGUGCUGGUGGUCCCCGAGGAAGCCUAUAGCUCCAGCUACCUGCGGGAGGAGCCCUUGGACAAGUCCUACGAUUUCAUCAGCCAGUGCGCCGCCCAUGGCUACCAUGUCAGCCCCUCCGGCUCGUCCCCCUUCUGCCGCAGCGCCGCCACCUCGCUCUCGCUCUUCUACAACAACGGGGCUCGGCCGUGCGGCUGCCACGAGGUGGGCGCCACGGGCCCCACAUGCGAGCCUUUCGGGGGCCAGUGUCCCUGCCGCGCCCAUGUCAUCGGCCGCGACUGCUCCCGCUGUGCCACCGGCUACUGGGGCUUCCCCAACUGCAGGCCCUGUGACUGCAGCGGCCGCCUCUGUGACGAGCUCACAGGACAGUGCAUCUGUCCCCCACGCACCAUCCCGCCCGACUGCCUCGUCUGCCAGCCCCAGACCUUUGGCUGCCACCCCCUGGUGGGCUGUGAGGAGUGUAACUGCUCGGGGCCCGGUGUCCAGGAGCUCAUGGACCCCACCUGCGAUGUGGACAGCGGCCAGUGCAAGUGCAGACCCAACGUGGCCGGACGCCGCUGUGACACCUGUGCUCCUGGGUUCCAUGGCUUCCCCAGCUGCCGCCCCUGUGACUGCCACGAGGCAGGCUCUGCGCCUGGCACGUGCGACCCCCUCACAGGCCAGUGCUACUGCAAGGAGAAUGUGCAGGGCCCGAGGUGUGACCAGUGCCGCCUGGGGACAUUCUCACUGGACGCUGCCAACCCCAAAGGCUGCACCCGCUGCUUCUGUUUCGGGGCCACUGACCGCUGCCGGAGCUCGACCUACGCCCGUCGCGAGUUUGUGGACAUGGAGGGCUGGACGCUGCUGAGUGGUGACCGGCAGGUGGUGCCCCAUGAGCGGCAGGAGGCGCUGCUACUUCGCGCGGACCUGCAGCACAUGCCCGAGGCCAUCCCCGAGCUGUACUGGCAGGCCCCACCCUCCUACCUGGGGGACCGGGUGUCAUCCUAUGGUGGGACCCUCCGCUACGAACUGCACUCAGAGACCCAGCGCGGGGAUGUGUUCAACCCCAUGGAGAGCAGGCCAGAUGUGGUGCUACAGGGCAACCAGAUGAGCAUCACGUUCCUGGAGCCGGUGUACCCAGCGCCUGGUGACGUGCACCAUGGGGAGCUGCAGCUGGUGGAGGGGAACUUCCGACACAUGGAGACCCACAGUACCGUGUCCCGCGAGGAGCUCAUGAUGGUGCUGGCUGGCCUGGAGCAGCUGCAUAUCCGUGCCCUCUUCUCGCAGGCCUCCUCGGCCAUCUCCCUGCGCAGGGUGGCGCUGGAGGUGGCCAGCGAGAUGGGUGGGGGGCCUCCAGCCAUCAAUGUGGAGCUCUGCAUGUGCCCUGCCAACUACCGUGGGCACUCAUGCCAGGAGUGUGCCCCUGGCUAUUACCGGGACAUCAAAGGUCUCUUCCUGGGUCGCUGCAUCCCCUGUCAGUGCCACGGCCACUCAGACCGCUGCCUCCCUGGCUCAGGCGUCUGUGUGGGCUGCCAGCACAACACCGAGGGUGACCACUGCGAGCGCUGCCAGGCCGGCUUCGUGCGCACUGGUUCCGAGGACCCUGCAGCCCCCUGUAUCAGCUGCCCCUGCCCUCUGGCCGUGCCUUCCAACAACUUCGCGACAGGCUGCAUCCUGCGAGGUGGCCGCACCCAGUGUCUCUGCAAACCUGGCUAUGCUGGGGCCUCUUGCGAGCGCUGUGCACCCGGCUUCUUCGGGAACCCCCUGGUGCUGGGCAGCUCGUGCCAGCCCUGUGACUGUAGCGGAAACGGCGACCCCAACAUGCUCUUCAGCGACUGCGACCCCCUGACAGGCGCCUGCCGCGGCUGCCUGCGCCACACCACCGGGCCCCACUGCGAGAGCUGCGCCCCUGGCUUCUACGGCAAUGCCCUGUUGCCCGGCAACUGCACCCGGUGUGACUGCUCCCCAUGCGGGACGGAGGCCUGUGACCCCCACAGCGGACACUGCCUGUGCAAGGCCGGUGUGACUGGGCUGCGUUGUGACCGCUGUCAGGAAGGACAUUUUGGCUUCGAGGGCUGCGAGGGCUGCCACCCAUGUGCCUGUGGACCAGCCGCCGAGAGUUCCGAGUGCCACCCCCAAAGUGGGCAGUGCCACUGCCGACCAGGGACUGGGGGACCCCAAUGUCGCGAGUGUGCCCCCGGCCACUGGGGGCUCCCCGAGCAGGGCUGCAGGCGCUGCCAGUGCCAAGGGGGCCACUGUGACCUGCACACGGGCCGCUGCACGUGCCCUCCUGGGCUCAGUGGGGAACGCUGUGAGACCUGCAGCCACCAGCACCAGGUGCCCGUGCCGGGAGGACCUGGGGGCCACGGCGUGCACUGUGAAGUGUGUGACCACUGUGUGGUCCUGCUCCUGGACGACCUGGAGCGGGCCAGCGCCCUCCUCCCUGCCAUCCGGGAGCAGCUGAGUGGCAUCAAUGCCAGCUCUGUGGCCUGGGCCAGGCUGCACAGGCUGAACUCCUCCAUCUCCGACCUGCAGAGCCAGCUCCGGAGCCCCCCAGGCCCCCAUUAUGAGACCAUACAGCAGCUGGAGGCACUGGAACAACAGACCUCAAGCCUCGGGCAGGACACUCAGCAUCUGGAUGGCCAGGCCACCAGAGCCCGAGCUCAGGCCAGCCAACUACUGGACAGCACUGACACCACGCUGGGCCGGGCACAGACGCUGCUGGCAGCGAUCCGGGCUGUGGACCUUGCCCUGAGCGAGCUCGAGUCCAAGACGGACCGCCUGGCACCAGCCAAUGCCUCAGUCCCGUCGGGCGAGCAGCUGCGCAGGGUCCUGGCCGAAGUUGAACGGCUGCUGCAGGAGAUACGAGCCCGUGACCUGGGGGUUCCACAAGCAGCCGCUGAGGCUGAGCUGGGGGAGGCCCAGCGAUUGCUGGACCGUGUGCAGGAGCAGCUGACCAGACCCUGGGAGAGAAACCAGGCGCUGGUCACACACACCCGAGACCAGCUGGCCCAGCAUGAGGCCGGACUCAUGGACCUGCGGGAGGCCCUGAAUCGGGCAGUGGGCACCACACGGGAGGCAGAAGAACUCAACAGCCGCAACCAGGAGCGCCUGGAGGAAGCCCUGCAACGGAAGCAGGAGCUGUCCCAGGACAAUGCCACUCUGGGGGCUACUCUGCAGGCUGCCAGAGACACCCUGGCCCGGGUCUCUGAGCUUCUGCGUGGCAUGGACCAGGCCAGGGAGGAGUAUGAGCACCUCGCUGCCAGCCUGGAUGGCGCCCGGACGCCACUGCUUGAGAAAAUGCAUGCCUUCUCCCCAGCGAGCAGCAAACUGGAACUGGUAGAGGCUGCCGAGGCCCACGCGUGGCAGCUGGACCAGCUGGCACUCAACCUUUCCAGCAUCAUCCAAGGAGUCAACCAGGACCGCUUCAUCCAGAGGGCCAUUGAGGCCGCUAACGCCUACAGCAGCAUUUUGCAAGCCGUGCAGGCUGCUGAGGGCGCUGCUGACCAGGCCCGGCAGCAGGCGAGCCACACGUGGUCGAUGGUGGUGCAGCGGGGCCUGGCGCCCCGGGCCCGGGAGCUACUGGCUAACAGCAGUGCCCUGGAGGAGGCCGUCCUGGGAGAGCAGCGGAGACUGGACCUCGCGCGGGCCACCCUCCAGGACACUGGGACCCAGCUCCGCGAUGCCCGGGCCAGGAAGGAACAGCUGGCAGCCCGUGUCCGGGAGGUGCAAGCCAUGCUGGCUAUGGACACAGAUGAGACGAGCAAGAAGAUAGCCCAUGCGAAGGCCGUGGCCGCCGAGGCCCAGGAUACGGCUGCCCGUGUGCAGUCCCAGCUUCAGGACAUGCACAGGAAUGUGGAGCGGUGGCAGGGCCAGUACAAGGGCCUGCAGAGCCAGGACCUGGGCCGUGUGGUGCUCGAUGCUGGCCGCUCAGUGUCCACCCUGGAGAAGACGCUGCCACAGCUGCUGGCCAAGCUGAACCUCCUGCAGGACCGCGGGGCACACAACGCCAGCCUGGCUCUGUCAGCCAGUAUUGGCCGCGUGCGGGAGCUCAUCGCCCAGGCCCGUGGUGCCGCCAGCAAGGUCAAGGUGCCCAUGAAGUUCAACGGGAGCUCAGGGGUGCAGCUGCGCACCCCUCGGGACCUCACCAACCUCGCCUCCUACACUGCCCUCAAGUUCUACCUGCAGAGCCCAGAGCCCACAGCUGGCCAGGUCGUGGGGGACCAGUUUGUGCUGUACAUGGGCGGCCGCCAGGCCACCGGUGACUACAUGGGUGUGGCUCUGCGGGGCCAGAGGGUGCACUGGGUGUACCGCCUCGGCGGGGCAGGGCCUGCGACCCUCAGCAUCGACGAGGGCAUUGGGGAGCAGUUUGCGGCCGUCAGCAUUGACAGGAUCCUCCAGUUUGGCCGCAUGUCUGUGACGGUGGAGAAUCGGAUGGUCCAGGAGACCAAGGGAGACACAGUGGCCCCUGGGGCUGAGGGGCUGCUCAAUGUCCAGCCAGACGAUUUCGUCUUCUAUGUUGGGGGCUACCCCAGCAACUUCACGCCCCCCGAACCCCUACGCUUCCCCGGCUACCGGGGCUGCAUUGAACUGGACACGCUGAACGAGGAGGUGGUCAGUCUCUACAACUUCGAGAAAACCUUCCAGCUGGACACAGCUGUGGACAAGCCUUGUGCCCGCUCCAAGUCAACGGGGGACCCAUGGCUCACAGAUGGCUCCUACCUGGACGGCUCCGGUUUUGCCCGCAUCAGCAUGGAGAGCCAGCUCAGCAACACCAAACGCUUCGACCAGGAGCUGCGACUCGUGUCCUACAGCGGCAUCAUCUUCUUCCUGCAGCAUCAGGACCAGUUCCUGUGCCUGGCUGUGCAAGAAGGCAAACUCGUGCUCCUCUAUGAUUUUGGCGCAGGCCUGAAGGAGGCCGACCCGCUGCAGCAACCUCCGCCACAGCUGACUGCAACCAGCAAGGCGAUCCAGGUGUUCCUGCUGGGGGGCAAUCGGAAGCGCGUGCUGGUGCGCGUGGAGCGGACCACAGUAUUCAGCGUGGAGCAGGAGAACAUGCUGGAGCUGGCUGACGCCUACUACCUGGGGGGCGUGCCGCCCAGCCAACUGCCUGCUAGCCUGCGGCAGCUCUUCCCCUCUGGAGGCUCUGUGCGAGGCUGCGUCAAGGGCAUCAAGGCCCUGGGCAAGUACGUGGAUCUCAAGAGGCUGAACACCACGGGCAUCAGCGCCGGCUGCACUACUGACCUGCUGGUGGGACGGGCCAUGACUUUCCACGGCCAUGGUUUCCUGCGCCUGGCACUCCCCAGCGAUGCUGUGCCCCUCACGGGUGAUGUCUACUCUGGCUUUGGCUUCCGCAGCAGCCAGGACAGCGCGCUGCUCUUCCAACGAGAGUCCCUGGGUGGGCCAUGCGAGGUGACCCUGCAGCAGGGUCAUGUGACCCUCCGGCUGGCCAGGACUGAGCUGAAGACACAAGAGCGUUUUGAUGACGGGGCCGCCCACUACGUCACUUUCUACAGCAACAGCACGGGGGUCUGGCUCUACGUGGACGACCAGCUUCAGGAGAUGAAGCCCUACCGGGGGCCACGGCCCCAGCCCGAGGGGCCUCCUCAGCUCCUCCUGGGGGGCUCACCCAAGGCCGAUGACGUUCGUAACUUCAGUGGCUGCAUUAGCAAUGUUUUUGUCCUGCGGCUCCUGGGGCCUCAGCGUGUAUUUGACCUGCAGGAGAACCUGGGCGGCUUCAAUGUGAGCUCAGGCUGCACCCCAGCCCCUCGCCCCCAGCUCCUGGAGCACGUCCCACAAGGGCUGCGGGCCACCGUGUCUCGGAAGGCUGCCCGCCGAAGCCGGCAGCCUGCCCAGGACUCUGCCUGCUCACCACCUGGGUCCCUCAGGACCAUCCGAGACGCCUACCAGUUUGGGGGUCCCCUGACCAGUUACCUGGAGUUUGCACAUGUCCCGGCCUCCCCCAGUGACUGGUCACAGCUCUCCAUGCUCGUCCGCCCACAUGCCCCGCGAGGGUUCCUGCUCCUCGCUGUCCCCCAGACAGCCAGCAGCCCCUCCCUGCUUCUCUUCCUGAACCACAGACGCUUUGUAGCUCAGACCGAAGGCCCUGGGCCCCAGCUCCGAGUCCAGAGCCGCCAGCGUUCACGCACUGGCCAGUGGCAUACGGUGUCUGUGCGCUGGGAAAGAAGUCGGAUCCAGCUGGUGACAGACGGGGUCUGGGCCCAGAGCCAGGAGGGGCCAGGCCGGCAGCACCAGGGGCAGCAGGGCCCCCGACCACACACACUCUUUGUGGGGGGCCUUCCUGCCGGUGGCCACAGCCCCAGGCUCCCAGUGGCCAUCAGCAGACCUGGGUUCAGGGGUUGUGUGAAGAGGCUGAGGCUGGAUGGGCGGCUCCUGGGGGCCCCCACGCGGAUGGUGGGGGUCACACCCUGCGUUUCAGGGCCCCUGGAGAAGGGCCUGUUCUUCACAGGCAGCGGGGGAGCUAUCACUCUAGACACCCUGGGGGCCACACUGCCCGAUGUGGCCCUGGAGCUGGAGGUGCGGCCCCAGACAGCCACCGGCCUGGUCUUCCACUUGGGGUGGGGCCAGACGCCCCCGUACCUAGAGCUGCAGGUGCUGGGGAAGCAGGUCCUGCUGUGGGCCAACGAUGGCGCUGGUGAGUUCUCCACGCUGGUGACACGCCCCACAGCACUGUGUGACGGGUACUGGCACCGACUGGCAGUAACCAAAGGCGGGAACGUGCUCCGGCUGGAGGUGGACCAGCAGAGCAACCACACCCUGGGCCCAGCGCCGGCCACCUGGGCCAACACCCUGGUGCCACUGCAUCUCGGGGGCCUGCCAGAACCCUGGAAAAGGCCUCCCUACAACGGCUGCAUGCGGAAUCUGGUGCUCAACCAGGUGUUGGUCACCUGGCCUCGUACUGCAGGCGUGCAGAGGGCAGUGGGGGCCAGCGGCUGCCCAGCCACGUAG
Messenger RNA from Rangifer tarandus platyrhynchus (Svalbard reindeer), 12177 nucleotides. NCBI's taxonomy places the organism in Eukaryota, Metazoa, Chordata, Mammalia, Artiodactyla, Cervidae. The record is from the annotation of a GenBank genome assembly.